GACGUGACCAAGGCCUUUCCCAUCCCCCACCGCUUGCCACUACCCACCAUCCAACCUUCCUCUCACUCCUUCGUACCAUUCAAAGUCUUCUCAAAGUCCUCUCGUACCCCCUUGUCGUCACCACCCCCGUCACCCCCGCCACGUGUUGGUGUUCUUCCGAACGCGCCAAACGGACAGCGUUUGAGUCGGACACGGUUGGUGAUCGUGGAAGCGAGCAAGGCAGUCAAGGCGAAGCAGGCAAGAGGCAGAGAGAGAGAGAGAGAGUAGCUGGACAUGUCGCGCAAGUCGUGGGACGCUGUUGAGGCGUAUUUGCUUGACGCUGUGGCGGUGCUCGAAGCCAAGGUCGCACCCGAGGUCCUGGCGCGCAUCUCAAAGGACCGACGCGGCUCGUCGGCGUCGACCUUGUCAUCAAGUUCGAGCUCGGGCGACUUUUUGUCUGCCGAGAACGGUGGUGAGGCUGCGUCGCCCAAGGUUGCGCUCGCCAAGCGGGUGCUGGACCUCGCCAACGCGAUCGAGGGCCAGGAGAUUGCGCAGCUGUACAUGUUGCAGCUGGAGCAGGCACAGGCGUCGUACGAGGCCAAGCUAGAAGGGCUGACUCGCGAGAUCCGCGCAAUCGAGGCGCGGGCGGCUGCCGACGGCGUCGGGGCCAGCAGCGGCAGCGGGGUGGCAGGACCCGGCAGUGGCGGCGAGGCGCAGGCGUUGGUGGCAGCCAACGCGGCACUCGAGGCCAAGGUCCGCGAGCUGGACGAAGCCAAGCGCGAAGCCGAGGUGUGGCAGCCGGCGAAUCUGGCGUCGUCGAUCGGAGGCUACGUGUGGAACGCAACGGUCAAGGCGUUCGAGGUUGUGUCGUCGGCGACCCACCACCUCACACACAACCGCCGCUCGCGGCCCGGGGUGUACUCGGCGCUCGAGUCGGAGCAGAUGCGGACGAUACACGAGUACUACAAGCGGUACAUUGCGCCGACGCUUCCGGAGCUGCUCGAGGUGACCGGUCCGGACUAUGCAUCGUCGGCGACGGCGUCGCCGCCCAAGCCGCGCACCUUUCACCUUCGUUCGUGGCAGCACAAGCUCGGCGACGGCUUCCUCCGUCCGCUGGCCAGGAGGCACUCGCGCACGUCUGCUCGUACCAGGUCGAGCGUCACGCCCGCAUCGCCGGCGCCGGUUAUCCCGACGACCCGACAAACUUGCUCCUCACCGAGCUCAAGACCUGGCUGGUGGCUGAGCUCUCGGUCGCGCCGCGCGACUCGCCGACCGCCGUCGACUCGCUCCGUAACCGUAUCAAAUUUCUCCGCGAUCUCGUCAACGCGUCGAUCUUCCCAGUUGGCACCACGUCGUCGAUCCACCUCGUCACUGUCCUCAACUACGUCCUCUCGCUCCUCACAGAGGCGCACGCCGCGUUUGCGCCCGAGGCCCUCGAACGGGCCACGGUCGCCAUCACCUUUUCUUCCCCGCCGACGCCGCCCUCGUCCGAUGACGAUGGCAGUGCCCCUCGGCGCCCCUCGCUCUCGGCCGCGAGAAGAUCUUCCGUGUCGUCGUCGACCUCGCGCGAGUAGGCUGUUCUGUGCCACUCGCGUUCGUUUGCCUGUCGGCUUGAGUGGCAAGUAGCCAGCAAGCCGCGAACACACGUCGGAGCUGCCAGGAGAAUGUCCGCGUCAGGCACAGGCCAUGGCAAUCGCACUCCGCCAUAAAGCCCCCACGUCUGCUGCAA
Molecule: messenger RNA, 1708 nt
Organism: Thecamonas trahens ATCC 50062
Lineage: Eukaryota; Apusomonadida; Apusomonadidae
Exons: 1
Coding region: 274-1605 (443 amino acids)
Source: RefSeq, a predicted model, not a curated record